CUUCAGCCCGCAGUUGGCAGCAGGAGGCCGCCGCCAUCUUGGCUAAGGGCGCACGCGGCAGCGUGGGUAACCGCCAGCCCCCGGCCCGGAGCGGCUUCAACCCCGCUGCUCCGAGAAGCGGCGGCCCCGCAGCGCGCCGCCAGCUCCCGCCGGAGCGCGCUCCGACGCUAUGGGGAGGGUCGGGCUGCAGCUGCGCGCCACGCUGGAGAACAUCACCCGCCUGCGGGCCGAGGGCGAGGAUUUCCGCUGGUACCUCAAGCUGAAAUGUGGGAACUGUGGUGAAGUUUCUGAAAAAUGGCAAUACCUGCGAUUAAUGGACAGCGUUCCUCUAAAAGGAGGCAGAGGCAGUGCCACAAUGGUGCAGAAAUGCAAGCUGUGCUCCAGAGAGAACUCCAUUGAUAUUUUAAGUCAGACCAUCAAACCUUACAAUGCUGAAGACAGUGAGAAAUUCAAGACAAUAGUGGAGUUUGAAUGCCGGGGUCUGGAACCAGUUGACUUUCAGCCGCAGGCAGGAUUUGCUGCUGAAGGUGCAGAGUCUGGCACACCUUUCAAUGACAUAAACUUGUUAGAAAAGGAUUGGAAUGACUAUGAUGAAAAAACAAAGGAAUCUGUUGGAAUCUAUGAAGUUACUCAUAAGUUUGUAAAAUGUUAAAGCCUGCACCCCUAACAAACAUUGGCAUGUUCCUCUUCAAUGAAGAAGCUGUAUCAUUAAAGAAGCUAUUUCCCAGGAGUUACUUUUCACAUGGCUAUACUGCAGAAAUGGAAACCUAAGCAAGUUUUAUUUACUGUCACCAGAACAUCUAAUAAAAUAUUUUUUGCAGAACACUUUAAGAUGGCCUCAGUACAAACUGGAAAUCAAAUAUAUGCUUGACUGAACUGUGA
Molecule: messenger RNA, 882 nt
Organism: Rhea pennata
Lineage: Eukaryota; Metazoa; Chordata; Aves; Rheiformes; Rheidae
Gene: CZIB
Product: CXXC motif containing zinc binding protein
Exons: 8
Coding region: 170-652 (160 amino acids)
Molecular function (GO): zinc ion binding
Source: RefSeq, a predicted model, not a curated record